AUGUCCGCCGUUCAGCUCAAGUUCUCGCUCCGGACGUCCCCCAAUGUCAAGACGGUCCAUCUGGUGGGCUCGUGGGACAACUACUCGCGCCAGCUGCCCUUGUCUCAAGAUUCCUCCAAAGCCGGUGCAUGGGCGGGCACAUUCCGCUUCCAGACUUCGAUGCUGCGUCUGGGCAGCCGGUACUGGUACUACUACAUCAUGGACGGGUAUCACGUCUCGCACGACCCAGCGGUUGAAUACACGGUCGAGCCGACAACGGGCCGCAAGCUCAACAUUCUCAACGUGCCGAAAGCAUCGCCUAAACAGCCUCCUCCGAUCUCCACCUCGAUGGGGUCAUCUCGUUCUUCCGUCCCCAAGGGCCGGGCUCUGUCGCCUUCAAGAAUCCGACACCCGAGACCCUCCAGGCCUUACGCCUCGCGCAGUCUCCGCGAGGGCAGCUUCUCGUCCUCCAACAUGGACGACCUAACCCGGCAGUUCGACAGUUCACGCCUCUCUGACGAAGACGACAGUUCAAUCACCUCCUCACUGUCUUCACGGUCCUCUCGCGGGUCCUCCUCGCCUUCAUCAGUCUCCUCCAGCAGCGACCCGCCAACGCCCAUUUCGCCCUGUCGCUGCGAACGCUACGGUAUCACGCGCAAGGGCGACCGCGUCAAGCUCGAUUGCGGGGGUGCCCGCUGUGGCUAUGACGACGAGUCCGACAUCUGUUCGGAGAGCGAUGACGAUAUCGAUCGAUCUCGGAGAUCCCAUCGUCCAGUUAUUCGUGUUCGUCGAUGA
Messenger RNA from Penicilliopsis zonata CBS 506.65, 774 nucleotides. RefSeq lists its product as hypothetical. Bases 1 to 774 code for a protein of 257 amino acids. Lineage: Eukaryota; Fungi; Ascomycota; Eurotiomycetes; Eurotiales; Aspergillaceae. The record is from RefSeq and is a predicted model, not a curated record. The transcript has a single exon.